AUGGCAAGCGGCAGUGGUAGAACUAAGAUUAAGUACGCUAAGUUAAGGCUAUUCAAGCCGUCACCUUCUGGCAGCAGAAGUCAACCGGACUUGGAGAAGAAUGAAGGGAAACAUCCGAAGACUCCCCCAAGCGAAGCGAUCGAGCGAAUGGAACAGGAAAUAAUUCAUCUAUCCGACUCGGAUGAUGCAGGACCAUCAGCGAAAGAGCCAGAUGAACCCAUCGUAAAACGAACCCGACUCGAUGGCCUCGAAGGCCUCCAAAUGCCAGAGAAGUCAAAGUUACCCAAAUUCCCGAAGAAACCACCGGAAGGUGGUGGAGUCGUUAGCAACUUUUUCAAAAUCUCCGAGGAUGACUUCGAGUCCGAAGUCAAGAAGGGCGCUCCUCCGAAAGCAAAGACAAAGGUACAGCGAAAGGCCAAAGCCCCCCGGAAACCACGAGCUCCACGGAAGCCCAAGAAUCAAAGCGACAUCAGAAAGGUUUUCCAAAAGUACAAGGACAACGAUGAAGAGCUGCUCAAGAACCUCAUGUUGGAGCACACUCUGAUGGAUAGGCUGGAUCCCGAGCAGUUUCAAAUUGCCCUAGCCAUGUCUCGAUCGCUGGUCGAUCAGGGCGAUUCUCAAACGGAUUCGAAGGAAUCCCAAGAACAAACAGAAGAAGAACCGAAAGCUUCUUCCAGUGCGAAUUCUCUAUCAUCAGAGGAGCGACGGAUUCAGGGCAUCCGGAACACCCUGGAACAGUACGGGUUUAAGUGCAAGAACAGUUACACCGACUACGAUUUGAAUGUGAUAUUUGGCAACGUACCGAAGAAUGUGAAAAGGAUCAAACACAAACGGCCGACGAUGUUGAUCCGCCGGGACCCGGAAGAUGUGGUGGAUUUCAUGGGAAGACAAGCAAAGCGACUGCUGCAAGAAGAUUUAGACCAACAGUUUCCUGACUGUAGUGACGUUGUUCUGAACGAGCGGACGCAUGGAAGCACCGUGUUUUGGAUGAGUCAAAAUCCCGCGAACAGUGCGGAAAUCCUAUCCGAUUACUACGUUGAAGCGCUGGUCGAAAUGAGUGCGGUGAGGGCGGGGUACCUGUUGAAGAGCUGGAGCAUGAUUCCGGGUCGGGAGCGAACGCCUGAAAGGCGAUUAGCGAAAGAAGACGACGAUGAGGAUGAAUGGCGACCGUCACCGGUGGUUGAAAAGUGUGAAGAGUUGCUUGAAGAUCCGGAGGAUUCAAAGUUAGAUAUGAACAGCGUCCCGGAAGAGUAUCGCCAAAAGUACAACAAUCAAGCUCCGAUUCAUGUGAGGGCCCUUAAGAGAACGGAAAAUGCGAGGGACUCCGAAAAGGGUCGAAGAUCGGUUUCGCCGGAUUUGUUUGCUUCCGAUAGUGGUGGGGAACAGUCGGUGCAAGAGCUGGUGGAAGUGCAGGAGACGGCUCAGGAUGAAGGCGAAGACGAUGUAGUGUUCCUGACUGCCCAGGAGGAAAUGGUGGGAGAUGAAGCGGAAAAGGAAACGGAACAAUCGAAGGGCAUUGUCCGCGCAGCCAGUUCCGAGAACAUUUUCGAGGAUUCGGAUCCAAUUUUCGACUACGAGGUCUACUCCAGCGAGGAAGCGAAGAUGUCUUCUUCUUUACCGGGAGAAAACAACCCUAGCGAACGGCCGUGUUCCGAGUCCCACCAAAGUUCCAUCGUUAUGGAUCCGCUGGUGGUCGUGUUAUCGCCCAGUUCCACCGAAGAUGACACGGACAAGAGCAAUCAAAACGCCCCGACAGCGUGCAAGAGAACUUCCUCCAGCGCGAUCGGCAGCGGCAUCAAAGAGAAAGAGCAACGUUUCGACGAUCAGCUAUUUCCAACGCCGGGUAAAGAUCUUUCCUUUCACGCACUGGCGAUCAAGGGCAAACUAAAUCGAAUUCCGUUGAGCGAAGUGGAAACCAUCGAGCUGGAUAACGAUUGUGAUGAGGUGAAGAAAGCGUUUUCUGAACCGGAAGUGCCUGCGGAGGAAUCGAUUGAGAAUCAGUCGUCCGAUCGCAGCGGGACAUCUCUCAUUUCCGCUGACACUGGUGAUGAUCCCGAAGAUGUGCUGGUCAUAUCCGACGACGAAGUAAACUAUUCCAUCCGUCAGGAUUACUCUGUCGUCUUCAAUGUGUCUCCUAUGUCUGCCUCGGUGCCUGUCCCUGAAGAAGCUUUGGUUGUUGAUCCGGAACCGCUCAACCCAUCAGAUUUGGCCAAGACCGAGGAAGAUCUCGAAAACACAAAAGUGUACUUUAACGUAGAAGACUUCAAAAGACUGAGCUCCGAGGCGAACGUUUCGAACGAGCAGCUGGAAAAUUUCGGAUCUGGCCCAGCAGAUGUUCCGAACGAGUCCAACCGAGCCGAUAAUACGAUGGCAUUUCUGGAUGGUCUCGUUAAGAAGUUCAACCUUCCUCCCACGCUAAGCAAACAGUCGACCUGUGAUGAAGCGAACGAAAUCGGUUUGGAUGACUAUAUGCAAAACUACGAAGUUCCAGACUUUCCCGAUAAUCAACUGGACGGGGACGACGUGCAAAAUGAGUCGGAGGAGAAACCGACUCCGAUUCCAUCGGAGCAGUUAGAUUUGGAAAUCGAGCAGAUACUAAGUCAAGCGAAGCAAACUUGCACCCAGUUCCAGCAACGACAUCAACUGCAAGCACGUGGUAGUCCGAUCAGAAGGACGAGGUCCGAUUCCGUACUGGUAGGCCCGGGCAAGCGCAAGUCGCCUGGAAAAUUGCCAAUGGCAAAACGGAAAGACUGUUUCGACGACAAGUUCAAAGAGCUCGCCCAAGAUCCUGCGCCUCCAUCGGCUGGUAUUGAGAUUCGGUUGGACAGCGUGAGCCCGCGGCCGGACUUCGACGGAAUGGCGUCGCCAUUGUUGCACCGCGAGCUGUUCAAGUUCGGCCUGAAGCAACUGAGUCGACCGAAAGCGGUGAAAAUGUUGACGCACAUCUACAACCAGCUGCAUCCGAUGGUAGAUAUUGUCGAGGUGGAAGAACCGGAACCAUGCGGAGAUUCCAAUGUCUCUGAGGGUGUCACUCCAUUGCCAAGCCAACCCUACUUCGUUCCGGAAAUGGAAGAUGAAGAAUUCAUACUGCCUUCGAAGCCCAGAAAGAAGACAUUCUGGUGCGCCGUCCCGUUGCAUAUUGCCUUCCACAAUAUGGUCAGUGCCGAUCCGCGCCUCCGCCGGCAGAUGCUUCGCUAUCAGCCAAUCGACUUGGACGAGGUCUACGGACACCUGAAAGAGAUUGGACUUCGGUAUGAAAGCAAUGAUCUGAUUGCAUUUUUGGACAAACGAUGCAUUACGUUUCGCACGGCCCAGGGAAGUGGCAGUCGAACGAAGAAAGGAACUAUCGGCCAAACUCAGACUGCACGCAAGACGGCGGGUAAGUCAUGAAUGCCUUUUAAUACAAAUGACAGUGGAGUUGAUAGUAGGUAUUUUCAAUAAAACAAAAGUGGUUUUCUUCCAUGGAACUGAUUAAUUAAUCGUGAGAAAAUCCCCCAUGUUGUGAAGUUAUUAAUAU
This is a messenger RNA of Ochlerotatus camptorhynchus, 3517 nucleotides long. It is a transcript of the gene mus312, whose product is annotated as mutagen-sensitive 312. The coding region runs from base 1 to 3390 and encodes 1129 amino acids. The transcript has 5 exons. Gene Ontology annotation, biological process: resolution of meiotic recombination intermediates; DNA replication; DNA repair. Lineage: Eukaryota; Metazoa; Arthropoda; Insecta; Diptera; Culicidae. The record is from RefSeq and is a predicted model, not a curated record. Gene Ontology annotation, cellular component: Slx1-Slx4 complex; nucleus.